This is a messenger RNA of Haemorhous mexicanus (house finch), 1185 nucleotides long. It is a transcript of the gene PKIB, whose product is annotated as cAMP-dependent protein kinase inhibitor beta. The transcript is spliced from 3 exons. Gene Ontology annotation, molecular function: cAMP-dependent protein kinase inhibitor activity. The coding region runs from base 174 to 407 and encodes 77 amino acids. Lineage: Eukaryota; Metazoa; Chordata; Aves; Passeriformes; Fringillidae. Gene Ontology annotation, biological process: negative regulation of cAMP-dependent protein kinase activity. Gene Ontology annotation, cellular component: cytoplasm; nucleus. The record is from RefSeq and is a predicted model, not a curated record.
CGCCCGGGCCGUGGCUGCCGGGGUUGGGUCGGCCGCCCGGGCCGGCUGCCGGCCGGGAACAUCCCGCAGGAGCGGUGGGAUCGCGGGAGGGGCCGCCCGCCCUGCGCCCGCAAACCGGAGCGUUCGCGGCAAUGCGGAGUGCCCAGAUGUUGCUAUGAGGAAAGGAGUCAGCAAUGACUGAUGUAGAGCCUGUGGUCACAGAUUUUGCCUCAUCAGGACGAUCAGGCCGCCGAAACGCCUUACCAGAUAUCCUGGGCUCUCCUGCUGGUGCUGGGACUUCAGACUUGCCACACAAACUGGCUGAGCUCUCUGUUUCAGAAGAUGCAGGAGCAGAGGGUGGAGAAGUGUCAUCAUCCAAAGCCUUGCUGGAAAGUCAAGAGGCGGAAGGAAAACGCAAUGAUUCCUAAUACCUAAGGACUCCUGGGUUAAUGAAUCCCAUCAACAGACUUCCCUUCCCCUGUGUCACCCCUUCUGAAGUGUGGUAGCAACUUUAGCAGCACAGACAUGACUUUGCAACACACUUGUACCUAGAUGAUUGUGUGGAUUGGCAUACAGUUCUUUCCACUGUCAUCCCUCUAAAGCAAUGUUCUACAUAUCCAAACAGAAAGAAAACUAAAGAAUGUAUCUCUUGUUUUCAGUUUUCUCUCUUGUUUUGGUUACAGUAUUCAUCCUAACUAAUCUUCCUUGACAGUUCCAAUUAAUAUACCUACCAGGAACUAAUCAUUGUUUCAAAAUAAAAAUCCUGUUUCUUAAUUUCCCAAACCAGCUUCUUUCUCUCUGGCACAGAGGUGUGUUCACUCUCCACAACGUGAUAUUAAGUAUAUAUUAGAUUACAGACAUUAUCUGUAAUUUAUCUCCUGAGAUUUUUGUUCUCAUUAGACAUAUGUAGAUGGGUGUGAGAAAAAAAAAAUUACAUAAAAUAAAAUUUUCUCCUACUCCUGUCACCAGAAGGUUUUAUAAACUACAUAAACAUCAGUGUUUUUUUUCAGACUCUCCUUACCUCUGUUUGAUUAUGGCAGAUCAUCUCAGUUCUCCCACUCUUAGCAGUCUCGCCACUUCAGCCAUUCAUUUUCAUGCUGAAUAUUGUAGCUUUCAUGUGUACCUUAAGUAAAGUAGGUAUGUUUGCAUAUGAUGAAAAUUGUUCAAUCUCACUGUGGAAAUUAAAUAUCUAUAAUCUUUUCUGUC